Athene cunicularia (burrowing owl) is the source of this 1369-nucleotide messenger RNA. Its product is annotated as P2Y purinoceptor 1-like. The coding region runs from base 94 to 1134 and encodes 346 amino acids. The transcript has a single exon. NCBI's taxonomy places the organism in Eukaryota, Metazoa, Chordata, Aves, Strigiformes, Strigidae. Gene Ontology annotation, biological process: G protein-coupled receptor signaling pathway. The record is from RefSeq and is a predicted model, not a curated record. Gene Ontology annotation, cellular component: membrane. Gene Ontology annotation, molecular function: neuropeptide receptor activity.
CUGUGCCCGGCAGUGGCACCUCCGAGCACGGCCACGACCAGCACCGCCCCGGGAGCAGCCACCCCACCGUGGGCAGGGCUGCCACAGCACCCCAUGGCCAUGGAGAUUCUUGGCCCAUGGUUCGGCAAUGGCAGCAGGGCACUGUGCCCCGUGGACGACGCCUUCGCCCAGCGCUUCUUGCCCGCUGUCUACCUGUCGGUGAUCCCCCUGGGGCUGGUGGGGAACGGGCUGGGGCUGUGGCACCUCUGCACCGGGCCCCGGCGGGGCGCCCGCCAUCCCCUUGGCUUGCUGGUAGGCAACCUGAGCCUGGCCGACCUGCUGUACGUCAGCACGCUGCCCUUCCUUGUCAGCUACUACCUGCGGGGCAGAGUCUGGCUCUUCGGACACAGCUGGUGCCGGAUCACCCGGGGCCUCUUCCACCUCAACCUCUAUGCCAGCAUCGGCUUCCUCACCUGCAUCAGCGUCCUCCGCUACCUGGGCAUCGUGCACCCGCUGAAGGCAUGGGGCAGGUACCAGGGGACAACCUCUUCGGUGUGGCUCAGCGUGAUGGUCUGGGUAUGGGUCAUUGCACAGGUAGCUCCCGAUUUUGCCUUCAGCAAGAUGGAUGAUAUGGGGACACGGUGCCACGACACGACAGGGCAUGAGAACCUGGCGGCUUACUUGCCAUACACUGCAGCCAUCACCGUGACUGGGUUCAUCAUCCCAUUCCUCAUCAUCAUUGGAUGCUACUGCCACGUUGUGGUGGUGCUCUGCAGGAAUGACACCAUGGACCUCAGUCUCAGGAGAAGAAGCAUCAGACUGGUGAUUCUCGUGAUGGUCCUCUUCUCCAUCUGCUUCCUUCCCUACCACAUCUUCAGAAACCUCAACUUGUUAUCUCGAGGCUGGCAGCUGCAAGGGUCCUGCACACAGGCUUUAAAGAACAUCUACAUUUCCUACCAGGUGACCCGGGGCCUGGCCAGCUUCAACAGCGCUCUCAACCCCCUGCUCUAUGUGAUGACCAGUGAAGACUGCAUGGCACGUAUGAGGACCAUUUGCCAAAGAGCCAGCCAGUCCCUGCAGUCUACCUCUUGUAAGGCGGAUGAGAAGAAGGUGAGCAUCAUUCUUUGUGAGGAGGAAGCUUCUGAUGAGCUCUGAGGUACCCAACACCCCCUCCAAAUGCAUUCUUUCAGUUUGCAUUUGGUCCUUUCUUGGGACCAGCCCCCCUACCUUGAUGCCUGGUUUGCAGAGGGAUGGUGACUGCAGCAUCACUGGCUCCAAUCUCACACAAGACAGGCAGGACUGCCUGCAUCAGAGAACAAACUGGGACCAGGUUUUAGAGCAAAGCUACUCAACCCAACCAUUUUGCCUACAGUAUGGCUGGAGAUGGAAA